Molecule: messenger RNA, 1311 nt
Organism: Mucor velutinosus
Lineage: Eukaryota; Fungi; Mucoromycota; Mucoromycetes; Mucorales; Mucoraceae
Product: Translocon-associated protein subunit alpha (Signal sequence receptor subunit alpha)
Exons: 4
Coding region: 1-1311 (436 amino acids)
Biological process (GO): transmembrane transport
Cellular component (GO): endoplasmic reticulum; membrane
Source: RefSeq, a predicted model, not a curated record
AUGUUGGAUUUAAUUAUGUCUGCCGUUCAGGCAAUCAUGCAAGUAAUGGUGAUUGUACUAGUAGGCUCCAUCUUAUACUCGAGAGGCUACAUUGACAAUGAAAAGCAAAAGUGGCUAUCCAAAUUGAAUCUCUUCUUUUUCACACCCUGUCUGUUAUUCUCCAAUAUCGCAUCUGUCAUCUCAUUCGAAAAACUACUGGCUUAUUGGCCUAUUCCAGUGUUUUACUGUGUGUUUACAUUGAUCUCUUGGUUGUUGUGUCAAACAGUGAUGCCCAUGUUUGGUGUAGACAAAUACUACAAACGGUUCAUAUUGGCUUGUGUGAUGUUUUGCAAUACCAAUUCAUUGCCAGUGGCCAUCAUUUCGAGUUUAGCAGUUUCAGAGGCAGGUAAAACUCUGUAUUGGGGUUCAGAUGAUAAUCAAGACAUGGUUUCUGCCAGAGGCAUAUCGUAUACUCUGUUCUUUGGCCUCUUUUGUAACAUCCUGAGAUGGUCGUAUGGCUACAAUUUACUGCAGCGCAAAGACGAGGAUGAUGAUACUAUUGUAGAAGACGAUGUCUCAACGCAUUCAAGCAGCUAUGGAUCAUUAAAUGAUACCAGCAGACGCUCUUCAUCAGCCACCAUGUCUGAUCGACGCAACGAAGAUGUAGAAGCCAACAAAGCAAACGCUUCCACGCUUAAAGAACCUCAUGAAACGGCUACAUUAUUAGAUCAACGACAAUCCAAACCACAAUCACAACUUCAACCCUCUCCAUGGAUGCAAUGCCUCAAAUCCAUCGACAAGUACAUGUCGCCCCCCCUUUAUGCUGCAUUAUUAGCCCUUUUCGUUGGCUUGUGUCCUCCCAUCAAACAUCUCAUGUACAAUACAGACUCAUUCUUUUACGCCUCACUUACAAAAGCCAUUGAAUCUUGUGGAAAAGCAUCUGUGCCUAUUGUUUUGGUGUGUCUGGGCGCUCAACUGAAAAGUAUCAGAGAGACACAACACGAAAGUUCUCCUAAAUACCGUCAACCAGUAUCGUUAUCCAUCUUUAUCCGUAUGGUAUUGACGCCCCUGUGUGUGCUUCCACUAGUCUAUGCGUUUGCAAAAUAUGGAUCCAAGUGGUCAGAAUUAGCCAAUGAUCCUAUGUUUAUCGUCAGUAUGAUUGUGGUGGGAUGUACUCCUACAGCUAUUAAUCUAGCACAAAUUACUCAAGUCAGUGGCAUUUUCGAAGAGGAGAUGUUGAAUGUCUUGUUCUGGAGUUACGGUGUCAUUUGUAUACCAGUCUGUACAUUUGUUGUCUUUUUGGCACUGUACAUGGUUAAAAGCAUGCACUAG